Molecule: messenger RNA, 3079 nt
Organism: Helicoverpa zea (corn earworm)
Lineage: Eukaryota; Metazoa; Arthropoda; Insecta; Lepidoptera; Noctuidae
Gene: isoQC
Product: glutaminyl-peptide cyclotransferase
Exons: 5
Coding region: 201-1235 (344 amino acids)
Molecular function (GO): zinc ion binding; glutaminyl-peptide cyclotransferase activity
Source: RefSeq, a predicted model, not a curated record
ACCCUAACACCAACUGUCAAAAUCAGUUGUGGACGAGAGGUGAAAGGUUGUCGAAACUCGAAACAAGUUUCGUAAAACCUAGUUUUAUCAGUGAUAUUGUGUGAAGUGGCCGAACGUGUGUUACAGUAUUACAGGAAAUCUGUACAUAUGUUUCAAAAGUUAUAAAUAACAGCCUGUCAGUUUAUAAAAAAACAUUAAAUAUGUUUAAAUCAUUACUCAAUUUGGUUGUUGUGAUAUUAUGUUUUGCUUCUGUAAACACGAAAAAACGACUAAAGUUUUACGAGGAAAAGAAUAUCCAUGAAGCGCAAGAACUGACCGACCAGAAUGUGAGAGACUUAGCAGCCUUGUCAGACAUGACACAUUUCAGACAAGUACUAGACGAGAUCUUGGUACCAAGAGUGGUAGGCACACCAAACCAUGACAAGGUCGGCAACUAUAUAACCCAACAAAUGAGGGAUUUAGGCUGGGAUGUUACGGAAAAUGUCUUCUCAGAUACAACUCCUGUUUUUGGAACUUUGAACUUUAAGAAUAUAAUUGCCAAGUUGAACCCUGAUGCUGAAAGGUUUUUGGUCCUCGCUUGCCAUUAUGACAGCAAGUAUAUGAGGGAACAUGUGUUUGUUGGUGCAACGGAUUCAGCAGUACCGUGCGCCAUGAUGAUAAAUCUGGCCAAAGUGAUGUCUGCCCAAUUGGAUCCCCUCAAGAACAACCGUCUAAGUCUCAUGUUCAUAUUCUUCGAUGGAGAAGAGGCUUUCAGACAAUGGGGGCCCAAUGACUCGAUCUAUGGGGCCCGCCAUCUGGCGAAGAAAUGGCAUGGUACAGAGUAUAAAGAUGGAGCGAAUGAACUGCAGAGAAUGGAUGUCCUAGUCCUCCUGGACCUACUAGGUGCUCCCGACCCAGUAUUCUUCAGCUACUUCCAAUCCACAGAGAAGUGGUACGUCCGCCUAGCGGUCGCCGAACAGAGGCUGGCUGAGCUGAACCAGUUCGAAGCUUACUCUAGAGGGAAGGUGGAACAGACCUACUUCAGGCUCAGGAGUUCCGGGGCUGUUAUUGAAGACGAUCAUAUACCGUUUAUGAGGAGAAAUGUGGAUAUCCUACACGUAAUACCAUCGCCGUUCCCGUCCGUGUGGCACACUCCAGGCGACAAUAUGGCGGCACUAGACUUCAAAACUAUUGAGAAUCUCAACAAAAUAUUCCGAGUUUUCGUCGCCGAGUACCUUCACAUACAACCUAAGUAGCGCCAAUAUUACUCAGGCAAGAUAUUUAGCUAAUAUUGUAAAUCAGAAAUCGUGGUACGAAAUAUUGUAUUUGUAGAUAGAUCAAUUUAAGCGUUUACGUUUUACGUACAAUUUAUGAAAUAUCAAAUGUAUUGAAAUUGAAACAAUGAAAUAAGGCUCUUCCACACCGACGAGAUUUUUACGCGCGUAAAAAAUAUAUAUUAGGUAUCAUAAAAGGAGUCUAGUAUACAACCUACCAUUAAUCAAUGUUUAUUUGACUAUAAUGUGUGUAACUAUGUAUAGUUGUCGGUGUUCGAUAUUUCGCAAUUAUUUAUUUUAUAUGUAUAAAUGAAAAUGAAUUCCAAAGCAUUCUUCAAAAAUUUUGCAUCUCUACAUUCCUUUAUAUGUAUAUAAUUUAAUAUAAUAUGUAUGAGUUAAGAUAAGUUGACACCAAUUAAUUCUUUAUUUAUAUUCAAUAAAAAAUAUAUUUUAAUCGCGAAGUGAUAUUAACAAAACGUCGUAUUGUUCUACGUAUACCGUUUGUGCCAAACUGCUGAAACUAUUCUUUGGUAUCAGUGGAGGCAAGGAGAGAUCCGCGAGAUUAUAUUUUUAUAAAUGAUUAAUUGUUAUGUUUCGGAUUUUAAUUAGAAGUUCCAGUUUUGAAUAUUGAAAAUCGAUAAGAGCUUUAAAAUAAUAAUCAAUUCAUUUUCUAAAUUGAUAUGGUAAAUUGGUAUGCUCGAUAAUUUUCUCGAAAAAUCAAUUAUUAUCUUAAAAAUAAUGUUUUAACACUUUCGGAUUAUUUUAUAAUUAUACUUUUUACACUUAUUUUUGUCUUGCUUUAUUUACAUUUUAAUCAAUUUGUACAUUCCAAAUCCUUUUUCAUUGUAUUUUUUAAAUGAAUUUAUGUCUUUAUAAUUAUGAUGCUAUAAAAAUGUAUUUCUUGCAAAAAUCUAUUUUUCUAACUAUUACAGAUAUUUUAAUAUAUUAUUUAUUUUUUAAAUCAAUGUUAGUACUUCUGCUAAGUAUAAUCAUUUUCAAAACGGCCGCAAAAAAACAUGACGUUCCUACAACGGUUGUGGAAAAUUGCAAUUAUUUAAUCAUAAAAUCGUGUCGAAAAAAAAACAUAUUUUUAUUCGCUUUACUUGAUGUAAAUAUGUAUUUAGGAAAUCAUCAUAAUAGACUUUAAAGCUUUUGUGUAGUCGAUAUUUGCUUAAAUGUACUUAAUAUAAGAGGUCACCAAUUUUACUCGUUCGAAAAAUGUACCCAAUUUUUGUGCUCGAAAGUGUAACCUCUAAUCAGAAAGAUAAAUGUUUGUAUACGUUUUUUAGAUAUCGCUAACUGUUGUUUGUGGUCAAACUUCGAGGUUCAUAGUUACUCGGAGGUCAAUGACUUCGCUUUUCAAGAGAUUAUGAUGAUGGUACUUGAGAAGACUGGCCAUUGGGUCUAUCUAUGCUAUGUGUAAUGUCCUAUCAAACUGGCCCUAAUUUAUAAAUCGGCCAUAUAAUUAGUCUGAACUGUAAAGUACCUACUUAUCAAUAUAAUUAUUAAGUCUACGCGAGAUUGUUAACAACGCUUUAGUAAACAAUAAAUUAGGUCUGAAAUUCAAUUGUGUAUAUUUCUUGAAAUAUUAUUUUCACUUCUAGUUUAGUUACUUACCUCUUUUAUUUAUGUAUUAAGCUUCAAAGUAAAUAGUACUUCUAUAUAGCCUACCAUUAGAGAAUUCAGGAAUUUAAAUUGUUUUAUUUUAAUUUUGGUGACAAAACAAUACAAAUUAUGAAUCGAUGUGAUAUGAUACGUAUGUAUACAAAUUUUACUGCAAAUGAUAAUUAUUUAAUCAUAGAUUAAAUAAAUACGUUGAUGUUUUA